GGUAGAGGGUCUGCGUGCACAGCCCCUGCCCCAGAGCAUGGGGCAGGGCUCUCGGUGCCACCCCAGAAGGUGGGAGGUGCUAGGACUUAGAGGCAGCUCAGAGCCCAGGCCCCUGGGUCUGUGUCCGAACCCCAGGCCACCCCCAGUCAGGCCCCAAUCUAGGGCAACGGGAUGCUGUCGUGCACAGACGGUCCCUUGAGGUGGGACCACGUGAAGUGGUGCUGCGGGCCAGAGCCCCUGGGCUGGCGGGCGGGGAUUGGGAAGGAGACUGUCUCAUUCGGGAGCAGUUCUGCCGCGCAGCGCAGUGCAGCCUCGAGGACCAUGGCGGGCUCACCAGACCAGGAGGGCUUCUUCAACCUGCUGAGCCACGUGCAGGGCGACCGGAUGGAGGAGCAGCGCUGCUCGCUGCAGGCUGGGCCGGGACAGAACCCCCAGAGCCAGGGUGACCCAGCGCCCGAGAUGGACAGUCUCAUGGAUAUACUGGCCAGCACCCAGGGCCGCCGCAUGGACGACCAGCGUGUGAUGGUCAGCGCCCUGCCUGGCUUCCAGCCCCUUGGCCCCAAGGAUGGAGUGCAGAAACGAGCCGGGACCCUCAGCCCUCAGCCCCUGCUCACCCCCCAGGACCCUGCCUCGCUCAGCUUCCGCAGAAACAGCAGCCCCCAGCCCCAGACACAAGCCCCCUGAGGGUCUGAACCACCCUGGGCCCCGCUGGGCCCCCGAAAGCAGACAAUAAACACUCGCUCGAUCAA
This is a messenger RNA of Fukomys damarensis (Damara mole-rat), 749 nucleotides long. It is a transcript of the gene Pcp2, whose product is annotated as Purkinje cell protein 2. Gene Ontology annotation, molecular function: protein binding; guanyl-nucleotide exchange factor activity. The record is from RefSeq and is a predicted model, not a curated record. The coding region runs from base 172 to 684 and encodes 170 amino acids. The transcript has 4 exons. Lineage: Eukaryota; Metazoa; Chordata; Mammalia; Rodentia; Bathyergidae.